AUGCAGUUAAAACAUUUUCGUACAAAUAUAAAACAACGUGUUAUGAAAGAAACAAUUCCAAUUGUUAAAAUUUAUGAAGAAGAGGUUAUAUUAUCUCAAAUACCACGACAAACAUUAGCAAUUACGCCUUUAGCACAACCAGGUUUAACAUAUGUUCGAAGACAAAUGACACCGGCUUUACCUGAUUCAUUCAGAUUUGAAAUACUUGAACCUUAUCAAAAAACUUUUAAUAAUUAA
Rotaria sp. Silwood2 is the source of this 237-nucleotide messenger RNA. The record is from the annotation of a GenBank genome assembly. Lineage: Eukaryota; Metazoa; Rotifera; Eurotatoria; Philodinida; Philodinidae.